GCGGCAGACCAGGUACUAAGAGGCAUAGUAGUCUGCAGUCGGCCUAGAUUGAUAAUCUGUCGUCUUUCCCUGACAGCUGCCAAUUCUCUGCAAUCACCACCGGGCAUCGUGUUCCGUCCCUUGUUCUUGUUAGAAACGUCGAUAAACCCCAAACAAAACACAUCCGUUAUCUCCCCGACACGUUCCCGUCGGGAUCCGGGAAUCUGGCUUUCCUAGCACGCGCGGGAUUACCUAAGGGGCUGCGGACGGUCUCCGGCAGCAUGUCCCCGCUCAAGCCGCCGGCUAGCCUGAGGAGCUACCCCUCGGCUACAAGACUGGCCCAGAUCUCGAGCCAUUUGGCCGCCGCCUCGCAGUCCCGAGUCGUCUCAUCUUCCUCCCCCACCAGCAACAGCGUGCAAAGAGCCAACAUGUCUACGCAGCCAGACCACCCUACUCUACUCAUCCCGGGCCCCAUCGAGUUCGACGAUGCCGUCCUCCAGGCCAUGAGCCACUACAGCGAGAGCCAUGUCGGCCCCGGCUUCGUCAACGUCUUCGGCGAGACACUGACCCUCCUGCGCAGGCUCUUCCAGACCACCAACCCCGGCGCCCAGCCCCUCAUCGUCUCGGGCUCCGGCACGCUGGGUUGGGACAUUGUCGCGUCGAACCUGGUCGAGCCCGGCGAGAGCGUCCUGGUGCUGGGCACGGGCUACUUCAGCGACGGCUUCGCCGACUGCCUGCGCGUCUACGGCGCCGACGUCACGGAGCUCAAGGCCGCCGUCGGCUCGAGGCCGCAGCUGCCCGAGAUCGAGAAGGCGCUGCAGCAGAAGAAGCACAAAGUCCUGACCGUCACCCACGUCGACACCUCGACGGGGGUGCUGAGCGAGCUCAAGGACCUCACGGCCCUGGUGCGCAGGGUCUCGCCCGAGACCCUGGUCGUGGUCGACGGCGUCUGCAGCGUCGCCUGCGAGGAGGUCGCGUUCGAUGAGUGGGACCUGGACGCCGUCGUCACGGCCAGCCAGAAGGCCAUCGGCGUCCCGGCCGGCCUCUCGAUAUCCAUGUUCAGCGCCAGGGCCAUCAAGGCGUUUGAGGCGAGGAAGACUCCCCCGGCGUCGUACUUUGCGUCGCUCAAGAACUGGCUGCCGAUCAUGAAGAACUACGAGAUCAAGAAGCCGUCCUACUUCGCGACCCCGUCGCCGCAGCUGAUCCACGCCCUCCACACGGCCCUGACCCAGAUCCUCUCGCGGCCGUUGGCGGAGCGGUUUGCCCAGCACAGGGAGGCCUCGGAUAGGAUCAAGAAGGCCGUUGCGGACCUCGGGCUCAAGCAGGUCGCAUCCAAUCCGGCCGACCAGGCCCACGGCAUGACGGCCAUCUACCUCCCCGAGACGGUUAAGCCGACUGAGAUCCUGCCGAGCCUGGCCAAGAAGGGCGUCAUCUUUGCCGGCGGCAUCCACAAGGAGAUUGCUACCAAGUACAUAAGAUUCGGACACAUGGGUGUUAGCGUGCUAAAUCCGGAAAGGGGCGAUGUUGAGCGUGCCGUCAAGGCGCUCGAGACGGGAUUGUCCGAGUGUGGCUACCAAAAAGCUUAGAGGAGAUUACGCUGCUAUGGAAUCCUACCUGCAUGUUGGGACAGUGCGGAGAACCAUGACAUCUCAAGCUAUGAGGUCAUCUCCGGCGUCCCUCCUCUCGUGUCCCCGCGCGCGUGGUGAUGUGCCAGGCCGGUCAUCGCGCUUGAAGCGUGCGGCCGACUGGGUGCUGGGAUUAUCUAGAGGUGCUUGAAAAUAGAUUUCCACGUCGCAUUGGCGUCUCGAUAUAUCGGAAUUGUAACCAAUUGGCGGCCCAAGCACGGCAGCUGGCUUUGCAGUUUAUACGGACUGCAAGCUUUUGUU
Molecule: messenger RNA, 1865 nt
Organism: Gaeumannomyces tritici R3-111a-1
Lineage: Eukaryota; Fungi; Ascomycota; Sordariomycetes; Magnaporthales; Magnaporthaceae
Product: alanine-glyoxylate aminotransferase 1
Exons: 4
Coding region: 261-1565 (434 amino acids)
Cellular component (GO): peroxisome
Molecular function (GO): L-serine:pyruvate transaminase activity; L-alanine:glyoxylate transaminase activity
Source: RefSeq, a predicted model, not a curated record